AUGAACACGGCUACUAUCAACAAGGUCGACCCUGGCGACGCUUCGUACAAUAUGGACAAUAAACAGGAAGUCGAGAUGCUCGAAAGUGAAAAGCCUUCGGUCCACUACGUCGAGGAUGCCAGUGCCGAAGCUGAGCAAGAUAUGCGUGGCCAAGAACUUACCGGCUACGAGGACUUGACUCUUUUUCAAACACUAAAGACCUUCAAGAAGACCAGCCUCUUGUGUCUGGCGGUUACCUUUACGGCUGCCGCCGAGGGCUACGAGAUCGGGAUGACGAAUAACAUAAACGCCAAUGCGGGGUUCAAUCACUCGGUUGGCGAGAAGCUGGUCGACGGCGAGAGAAGCAUUUCUGCGGAGCAGUUUGCCAGAUGGUCGCCGCUCUCCACCACUGGGCAGGUCUUGGGUCAGGUCGGAUUCCCCUUUAUUUCGUCCUGGUUCGGACGUAAAUAUUCCUUGUUGUUGAUAUGGCUCACCGCUGUGGUGGCCAUCACCUUGCAAUCUUCUACCACCGACAACGACCGAACCUGGGCAGCUUCAAAGAUCUUCACUGGUGCCUCCGUGGGAGCGAUCCAAACCGUCGUCCCUCUUUACGUGUGCGAAUUGGCGCCUACCAAGAUCAGAGGGUCUUUAAUCUCACUCUACAACUUUUGGUUCCAACUCGGAAACUUUUUCCCUCCAAUCGUUUUCCAGGUGCUGAAAAACUCGAACAGGGAGAGGGAGUGGAAGCUACCCGUUUACACCCAGUGGGCCACCAUCGCGAUUAUCGGCGCAGUCUUUUUAUUCGCGCCUGAAUCACCUGUCUGGUGCGCUCAGAAAGAUAAGAGGGAUCGCGGUAUCGCGAUUCUCCAGAAACUCAACGGCGGCAUUGAAGGAUACUCGGCUGAGAAACAGUAUGACAUCUUGCGCCGUGGUGCCGAAUACGAGAAAGCCAAGAACGCCGAAGUUCGCAAGGAGCAUUGGUGGAACAUCUUCCUCGGAACCAACUUGAUUCGUCUAGUGAUAUCCACCUGGACGACCCUCGCCUUUCAAUUGUUGGGUCUAGGCCUUUUCUUGUCGUACGGGUCCAUUUUCUAUGCGGCUGCUGGAGUAGAGGACCCCUUCCUGGUCGUCAUUAUCAACAAUUGCGUCACGCUCGGAUCCAUCCUGCCCAUUAUCCUUUUUGCUGAUAAAAUCGGUCGGCGCAUGGUCUGUCUCGUCGGGAUGGACUUGAUGUGGAUCGCCUGUCUACUGGUCGGGGUGUUGGGCCUUUUGAAGAAGAGCUCAGUUGUGAACUCGCUGCUCGUAUUCUUCUCGUGCUUGUGGACCCUCGGAUUGCAGACCGCCGCUACUGCCGCUUAUGGUUACUUGGCCGAAACCUCUACCCAAAGUCUCCGAGAAUACACAUCCGGCUGGGCUUAUGCUGUUUCGACGAUCUUUGGUACCAUCUGGGGCAUCAUGAUCCCAUACAUGCUCGACGAGACCGAGUGGAACUGGAACUUGAAGACCGGUUUCUUCUUUUUCGGGAUCGGUGCGUUCAGCGCUGUAGGGGGCUGGUUCGUUCUCCCCGAGACUGCCAGGCGCACGCCGGCCGAGCUAGACGAGCUGUUCGCUCGCAAGAUCAAGCCUUGGAGAUUCCAUAAAACAAAGACUGCUACGCAACUGGCCGCGGACGAGGCUAGCCGUCGAGAAGAUUCUAGCAACAUCUGA
Filobasidium floriforme is the source of this 1686-nucleotide messenger RNA. Its product is annotated as putative hexose transporter. The transcript has 9 exons. Gene Ontology annotation, molecular function: carbohydrate:proton symporter activity. Gene Ontology annotation, biological process: carbohydrate transport; transmembrane transport. Gene Ontology annotation, cellular component: membrane. Bases 1 to 1686 code for a protein of 561 amino acids. The record is from RefSeq and is a predicted model, not a curated record. NCBI's taxonomy places the organism in Eukaryota, Fungi, Basidiomycota, Tremellomycetes, Filobasidiales, Filobasidiaceae.